Vombatus ursinus (common wombat) is the source of this 2049-nucleotide messenger RNA. RefSeq names its product patatin like phospholipase domain containing 2 (gene PNPLA2). Bases 341 to 1723 code for a protein of 460 amino acids. The transcript has 9 exons. Gene Ontology annotation, biological process: triglyceride catabolic process; positive regulation of triglyceride catabolic process; lipid homeostasis. The record is from RefSeq and is a predicted model, not a curated record. Gene Ontology annotation, cellular component: cytoplasm; membrane; lipid droplet. Gene Ontology annotation, molecular function: triacylglycerol lipase activity. NCBI's taxonomy places the organism in Eukaryota, Metazoa, Chordata, Mammalia, Diprotodontia, Vombatidae.
AAUACCCCAGUGAUCCCCAGAGAAGGGCCUUUCUGCCCUGCAGACAUGGCCCUGUGCCAGGGUUACCAUUCACCCCUCUUGCCUCCCUCACCUCUGCUCAGACUGCCUUGUCUCUGACCCGGGGCUUGUGGCAGGGAUAACCCCCAUGUGAGCCCAGGAAUGUAAAAACAACAGCAUUGGGCAAGACUCGAGGCAGGGACAGGGCUUGGGGUUCUGCCCGGCUGUCCCGUUGCCAGGGCACAAUGGGAGGGGCAGCCUCAAGUCUGAGGGGGAGGAGUGUGUGUGCAAGUGUGUGCCUUGGGUCCAGUGGGAUAGGGGAUCUGGGACCUUCCUCUGCCUUAUGCUGCAGUCCAUGGCCUUUUGUGUUGGCUCACCAGCUGAGGGAGAAGGACGUUGCUUGGGGUCCUGGCAUUUCAAGUCCUGCCUGGCAGGUGAGGCUGGUGCCAACAUCAUUGAGGUGUCCAAGGAGGCAAGGAAGCGAUUCCUGGGGCCACUCCACCCCUCUUUCAACCUGGUAAAGAUUAUUCGUGGGUGCCUCCUGAAGACACUGCCAGCCGAUGCCCACGAGCAUGCCAAUGGGCGCUUGGGCAUCUCCCUGACCCGUGUGUCGGAUGGCGAGAACGUGCUUCUGUCCCAUUUCAACUCUAGGGAGGAGCUUGUCCAGGCCAACGUCUGUAGUACCUUUAUCCCCGUGUAUUGUGGGCUCAUCCCACCGACCCUGCAGGGUGUGCGUUAUGUGGAUGGUGGAAUUUCGGACAACCUGCCCCUCUAUGAGCUGAAGAGCACGAUCACUGUGUCCCCUUUCUCAGGGGAGAGUGACAUCUGCCCCCAGGACAGCUCUACGAACAUCCACGAGCUCCGGGUCACCAACACCAGCAUCCAGUUCAACCUUCGAAACCUCUACCGGCUCUCCAAGGCUCUCUUCCCCCCAGAGCCCCUGGUGCUGAGGGAGAUGUGCAAACAGGGAUAUAGGGAUGGCCUUCGCUUUCUGCGGCGGAAUGGUCUCCUGAACCAUCCCAACCCACUGCUGGCACUGCCCCCUUCUGGGAAGGCCCCACCCCCAGAGGAGGAGGAGGAGGAAGAUGACGGGGAGAAGGAGGAGCCAGCAGUGGCUGAGAUGGCAGUGGUCCGAGCCCAGGCCAGGCAGCGCAAGCUGCCCCUGGGGAACAGAGGCCCUGCUGAAGACCAUAUCCUGGAGCACCUCCCAGCAAGGCUCAAUGAAGCCCUGUUGGAGGCCUGUGUGGAGCCCAAGGACCUGAUGAGCACCCUCUCCAACAUGCUCCCUGUCCGACUAGCCACUGCCAUGAUGGUGCCCUACAUCCUGCCCCUGGAGAGUGCCGUGUCCUUUACCAUUCGCCUGCUGGAGUGGCUCCCCGACGUGCCAGAGGACAUUCGGUGGAUGAAAGAGCAGACAGGAAGCAUCUGCCAGUACCUGAUGAUGAGAGCCAAGAGGAAGCUGGGUGGCCACUUUUGUACCAGGUUCACUGACCCCCUGGAGCUGCGUCGGGCACACUCUCUGCCCUCAGUGCCUGUGUCCUUUUACGGAGACGCCUUGCCCCGCUGGAUGCGAAACAAUUUGUCCUUGGGGGACGCGGUGGCCAAAUGGGAGGAGUGCCAGCGGCAGCUCCUGCUGGGGCUCUUCUGUACCAAUGUGGCCUUUCCCCCAGAUGCCCUCCGAAUGAAGCCUCCCCCCUCGGGGCCCCCUGCUCUCCCCCACCACUGAGAGCCCUGGGCUCUCCCUCCCCCUGGGGCUCAGUACCAGGCCUCCCCCUUUGCAGAGGGCCUGGGUCUAAGUCUCCCUCAGACAGUAAUUACACGUCCUGGGCCUAGUCCUCGGGCUUGGUGCUUCUAGAUGGGAGGGGGCUGCAGGGUCGAGGGGGUUAGGGUUGAUGAGCAGAGUACACUUGGCUGAAGCACGGGGGGAUGACUCCACAGAUGUGCCAGCAGUGACCCCUCUAGGAGCACAUUCCAUCGGUGCCCCUCCCCCUCUCUUUGAGUCCAAGGGGUGGGGCCUGCCACGUGACUGGCUCCUCCCCCCCCCCCCCCCCC